GGCUGGGCCCGCCCCCUGCUGCCAGCCCCACACUCACUCGCACCAGCCGCCGCCAAGCAAGCAGCAACCGCGUCAGAGCCGUCCGGGGGCCAUGCCAGCGAUGCCCGCAGCCCCCGCCGAGCCCCGCGGUACCCGCUGAGUUGCCCCCGGGCCAGGGUUACACAGGCGCCGAGCCGGGCCGCGCGCAGCGGCGCUGCCUGCAUGACCCUCCGGCGGCGCGGGGAGAAGGCGACCAUCAGCAUCCAGGAGCAUAUGGCCAUCGACGUGUGUCCCGGGCCCAUCCGGCCCAUCAAGCAGAUCUCCGAUUACUUCCCCCGCUUCCCGAGGGGCCUGCCCCCCACCGCUACACCGCGCGCCACCGCGCCCCCGGACGCCCCCGCGCGCCCACCCGCAACCAGCGCCGGUCCCCGCAGCCCCUCCGACGGCGGCCGCGACGACGACGAGGAUGUGGACCAGCUCUUCGGAGCCUACGGUGCCAGCCCGAGCCCCAGCCCUGGUCCCAGCCCCUCAAGGCCGCCCGCCAAGCCCCCUGAGGACGAGCCGGACGCCGACGGCUAUGAGUCGGACGACUGCACCGCCCUGGGUACGCUGGACUUCAGUCUGCUGUAUGACCAGGAGAACAGCGCACUGCACUGCUCCAUCAGCAAGGCCAAGGGCCUGAAGCCGAUGGACCACAAUGGACUGGCUGAUCCCUACGUCAAACUACACCUGCUGCCCGGAGCCAGCAAGGCAAAUAAGCUCAGAACAAAAACUCUAAGGAACACUCUGAACCCCACAUGGAACGAGACCCUCACUUAUUACGGGAUCACGGAUGAGGACAUGAUCCGAAAGACCCUGAGGAUCUCCGUGUGUGAUGAGGACAAAUUCCGCCACAAUGAGUUCAUCGGUGAGACUCGAGUGCCCCUGAAGAAGCUGAAGCCCAACCACACCAAGACGUUCAGCAUCUGCCUGGAGAAGCAGCUGCCGGUGGACAAGGCAGAGGACAAGUCCCUGGAGGAGCGAGGCCGCAUCCUCAUCUCACUCAAGUACAGCUCCCAGAAGCAGGGCCUGCUGGUGGGCAUUGUACGCUGUGCACACCUGGCUGCCAUGGACGCCAACGGCUACUCGGACCCCUAUGUGAAAACAUACCUGAAGCCAGAUGUAGACAAGAAAUCCAAGCAUAAGACCGCAGUGAAAAAGAAAACACUAAACCCCGAGUUCAAUGAGGAGUUCUGUUAUGAGAUCAAGCAUGGAGACCUGGCCAAGAAGAGCCUGGAGGUCACUGUCUGGGAUUAUGACAUUGGAAAAUCCAAUGAUUUCAUUGGUGGAGUGGUUCUGGGCAUCAAUGCCAAGGGCGAGCGCCUGAAGCACUGGUUUGACUGCCUGAAGAACAAGGACAAGAGGAUUGAGCGCUGGCACACACUCACCAAUGAGCUCCCAGGGGCUGUGCUCAGCGACUGACUGUCCCAUGUGCCACCGCCCACCCAUGCCACCCAGCCCACACAGGCCCUGCCCUGGGCUUUCUCAGCUGCCAUCAAGGGCUGUGGCCCUCACAGUGCCCAAGAUCCAGGUUGUCUGCUCGGACAUAGCCACUGCAGCCCCUGCUUGGAGGCCAUAGAGCACCCAGCCCCCCAGUCAGGAACAGGAAGACACAACAUUGGACCUGUUUCAACCCCCUGGGGCCCAGGAGAGCUGGAGCUGGGAAGACCAGCCUCAGCUCCGCCCAGAGGAAGGGCUAUCUAGGGUGAGGACCUAUUAGAAGUGAGGGGUGGAACACCACAGAAGUGGGGGUGCUCUGGCUUCCUGGAGGCCACAGAGGAAGGACUAUGGGCAGAUGGAACCUAGGACUGAGGACAGACAACACAACGUAGCCAGCUGGAGUUUCCAACUUACUCAUGCCUGGCAUUGGUGGGCAGAAGAGUCUGAGCUCCCUGCGUGGAGUCCCUGUCUAGGAGGGAAUCUGGGUGUGCACACUGCCACAAAGGGUGAGGCGUACAGGACCAGCCGGCUGUCUACGGGGCUGUGGGUAUUGCUGACUGCUGGAGGGUGGAGGGCAAGGAAGGCAUCUUGGGGGGAGUCAGCACUCAGCACAGCCUUGAAAAGCCAGCUGGGCUAAGAGAAAGCCACACAGAAAGUAGGGAGCCUGGGGCAAGGUGCCAGGGACACGGACAGGAGCCGUGGGGAUCUAGGGUUGUUCUGGGAGAGCAUUAGGUUUUUAGGCAGGAGCUGGGCCUGAUAUGUACAAGUACUAUAGGGAAACAGGUUGAUGGUUCAAGCCCAAGCUCUCCCACGUGGUCUUGCUCCUGUUCUCAGCAGAGGUCCCUUUUCCUCCGCUUCAGGGGAGAUAGAAAGGGACCCUGCUAACAUGAAAAGAAGCAAGUGUCCCUCUAGCCCGCCAUCUCUCCCUUCCUGGUUCCCUCAGCAAGACUCCAUGACAUCGUGGACCUGUCAAGACAGUGGGUUGCCUUCAGGUAUAGCAGUGGAAGACAGAGCCUUGUUUGGGGGAAGGGGUGGGGGCAGGGCUUCUGCCCCAGGAAGCUGAGAGCUCUGGCCUCUUUCUGGGAUACGGCAGGACACAUCUCAGUCUUGAUUCCCCAGAUGUCUCCUGCCACCUGGGGCUCCAGGAAAACAGGAGGAAUGGAGGGCUAAGGAGUUGCACCAUCAUCUCAGAGCCCCGUUUUGUUCAAGCCAUCACUGGGUAACAAGGCAUGGGGGUUCUAAGAGGAAAGAUGCCCUGCUCUAAGCCCAACACCCUCCUACAGCUAAGACAAGGACCCAGGUCAUGACUCUAGGCCAAACUGCUCACCAGCCUUCUCCACUUGGCAGGGAAAACGGGUCUCUAUCCGGCUACCUGUUGCUUACAGAGACUGGGUUUCCCGCUUGAAAAGCCUAUGCCAAUGUUACUGAAUUGGCCAGCACCUUCAUAUUGAAUCUUUGUCGGCUUGUGUGGUAGGUGGCCUGGCCAACCCAUUUUACAAAUGAAAUGGUCUCAGAGAAGUUGAUAAACUUCUAAGACCACCAAGCUGGAAGGAGCUGAGGCAAGACUUAGCCCUAGCUCUUUAACUGUUUGAGGGUGAGCACUCCUUUCCCUGCUGAGUGGCUGGGCCUCGCCCUCUAGCUGGCUUUGAAAUCAUCUGGGCCAUUUAGGGUUUGCCAAAAGACCACAGCCAAGCCCUGGAACUCAGCUGCCCUACCCCCAGCCUGGAGUCAAGGCUGGUGUCUUCCCAAUAUAGCUAGAAAUGGGAGGCUCUGGGGUGCCCCAGGAAGGUAUUUCAACGCACCUGGUUGAGCUCUGAGUAAUUCGGUAUUUGCCCAUUCGGAUGCCCUGUUCGGAGUGGAGCCUUCUGAAGAUACACAAGUCUUUUAGACAUGAGGUGACCGAGGCCCAGCAAGAGAACAGAGCUCAGGUGAGGCAUGAACCUGGAUCCCUCUGUUACCCCAGGCAGUUAAGUGGGAUUGGGCCUCAGACCCCAGGGACAGACAGGGUGGGAGACAGGGCUUCAAGCCCGUUGGCUCACAUGUGAGUGCCCAGGCAAGAACCCACCAAAAAGUGGUGGAAUUUUCCUGGGAUCCUGGGGCAUUUCUAAACCUACAGCACAUUGCAGGAAGGAAAAGCCUUAGGCGGAUCUCUGUGAGUUCGAGGCCAGCCUGGUCUACAGAGUGCCAGGACUAGCUCGAAAGCUACAGAGAAACCCUGUCUCAAAAGACCGAAAAGAAAAAGCCCUCCGAGAAGUCUUGCUUCUGGCUCAUCAGCGUUGCAGAGGGGAAAUUUGAUACCAAAAAACAAAGGUCAUUCCAAAGUUGUGUCAAUAACUAAGGCGCCUUCUGAAUCGGCAUCCCCCUCGCGUCCUGGUCUCCACCGUGCCCUCCGCCAUUAGCCAACCCCACAGCCCCAACAGUCCCGUCUUCCAACUCUGAGGCGGUGACCUCCUGACCUCUAGUGGCGAGAACGAGGAGCUGCACUCAGUGGCCGGUCCUGGCCAAGCAUGUCCUUUGUCCUCCAGCCAAGUGAACCUCCCGAUGCAUGGACUCUGGCUGUCGUCGACGCGGACUCGUGCACUGCUUACGAUUUUGAUACCACGUGACGACUGCAGAGUACGUCCUCAAACUGCAGCGCCACGACACAAUUUUUGUACUUUCGUCUGACCUUCCCGAAGGUGUCCUUUUUAAGUCUUCUUUGUUAAUAUUUAUAACGAUAUAUAAUUCAAAGUAAAUGAGAACGUUGUACUGCGAUCGCACUAGCCCGGGAAACUCCUUGGAAGAUCUGGAGGGCACAAGGGGAAAGGCAACUGGGGCUUACAUGUCGCAUGUAUUCUUUGUUUUUUUGAAAUGGUCUCACUUGUAAAUCCAAUUUAUGGUGA
Messenger RNA from Mesocricetus auratus (golden hamster), 4340 nucleotides. RefSeq names its product double C2 domain beta (gene Doc2b). Gene Ontology annotation, cellular component: membrane. Bases 202 to 1440 code for a protein of 412 amino acids. The record is from RefSeq and is a predicted model, not a curated record. The transcript is spliced from 9 exons. NCBI's taxonomy places the organism in Eukaryota, Metazoa, Chordata, Mammalia, Rodentia, Cricetidae.